ACUUUCCAUGCUGAAACAGAAACACCCUCAAUAAUGCAUAAAAUUGCAUCGCCAAACAGAAACCACUUUUUUUCUCAAUUUCAUAGAGAUUGUAAACCAGUGGCAUCUUGAAAAUUUUUCCCAAUUUUAGGGCAUCGAAGUCUUCCAGAUAAUACCUGCCCCUAUGUGAAGAGAUCCACGGUACUCCCUGCGCUUAUAUAAAGAGAACCAGCAAACCCACUGUGUCACAUUCACCAACACAUACUGAGAGCCUCUCUGCAGAAUCACUAAUCCUCCCGGCUAUGGAUCAGCCCAAGGGCAAUUGGAUUAAGCUUGACCAGAAUGGAACUGGGCCUGGAGCACGAAGUUCCCAUGCUAUAGCCAUAGUAGGACAGAAGGCUUAUGUUUUCGGCGGCGAGCUCACGCCACGUGUCCCUGUCGACAACGACAUCCACGUCUUUGACCUACAGGAUCUGACGUGGUCCGUCGCAACCGUCACCGGCGACGUCCCUCCGCCACGAAUCGGCGUUGGAAUGGCGGCAGUCGGUGGGACCAUCUACGUCUUCGGUGGCAGGGACGGCACACACAAGGAACUCAACGAGUUCUACUCUUUUGACACAUUUAGCAACAAGUGGACCCUACUCUCCAGUGGCGACGCCGGACCUCCCCAUCGGAGCUACCACUCGAUCGCCGCCGAUCACCGCCGGGUCUACGUGUUUGGUGGCUGCGGCGUCGCCGGCCGCCUCAACGAUCUGUGGGCCUUUGAUGUUGUUGAGAAGGUUUGGAUCAAAUUUCCAGGCCCUGGAGAGGCCUGCAAGGGAAGAGGUGGGCUGGGCCUGGCAGUGGCCGAAGGAAAAAUUUGGGUUGUGUACGGGUUCUCCGGAGAGGAGACGGACGACGUCCAUUGUUUUGACUUGACCCAUGAAAAAUGGGCCCAAGUGGAUACCAAGGGUGAAAAGCCCAGCCCAAGAAGUGUGUUUUCGUCCCUUGUAAUUGGAAAAUACAUAUUCAUAUAUGGUGGCGAAGUAGACCCCAGUGAUCAAGGUCACCUCGGUGCCGGAAAAUUUUCCGGUGAGGUUUAUGCAUUGGACACUCAUAAUUUAGUGUGGAAAAAAUGGGCCGACACCGAUGAUAACCAUCCUGGGCCACGGGGAUGGUGUGCAUUUUCUGCUGGACAAUUGCAUGACAAGGAGGGACUAUUGGUAUAUGGUGGUAACUCGCCUAGUAACGAUCGGCUCGAUGACAUUUUCUUUUUGAGUCCUUGUUUGGAUGUGAAUGAAAAAUAAUUAUCUCGAUUGUGUAGCAAUAUGUGCUAGUCUUUUGUGUGCUUGCAGGGACUCCGUUUGUGUGCAUUGCAAUUGUGACGGUAGAUGUUGUUUUUGUGAAUGUAGUGCUCAUAUGCAGCUGUAAUUAUAUGAAUAAUGCUGUGUUUUUCUAUAGGUUUCGGCUUUUUAUUUUA
Messenger RNA from Vitis riparia (riverbank grape), 1438 nucleotides. Its product is annotated as nitrile-specifier protein 5. Gene Ontology annotation, molecular function: protein binding; enzyme regulator activity. Bases 282 to 1265 code for a protein of 327 amino acids. The record is from RefSeq and is a predicted model, not a curated record. Gene Ontology annotation, biological process: nitrile biosynthetic process. Gene Ontology annotation, cellular component: cytosol; nucleus. Lineage: Eukaryota; Viridiplantae; Streptophyta; Magnoliopsida; Vitales; Vitaceae. The transcript has 2 exons.